Molecule: messenger RNA, 1995 nt
Organism: Sarcophilus harrisii (Tasmanian devil)
Lineage: Eukaryota; Metazoa; Chordata; Mammalia; Dasyuromorphia; Dasyuridae
Gene: HMG20B
Product: high mobility group 20B
Exons: 10
Coding region: 211-1182 (323 amino acids)
Biological process (GO): regulation of gene expression
Cellular component (GO): nucleus
Source: RefSeq, a predicted model, not a curated record
CGCCCCAAUCGCAGAGCUCGCGGCCCCGCUCCUUAGCGUGGGAGCGCGAGCUGGGGGCGGGGCCCCUUCCCUACCGGCGCUGCACCCGGGAGAGGCGGGGCGAGAGGCGGGGCCAAGGGCGGUUGAGAGUCCGAACCCGAAGAUCCCAGAAAGUUUGCUUGGGAGGGUCAGGGAGAGCCCCCCGGCCGAGACGCCAGAAGGCUGCCGGCCAUGUCCCAGAGCCCCAAGCCACUGGUCCCAGGCUUCCUGCCGAGCAAUGGGAAGGUCUCGGGACAGCCACAGCCAGGGGCCCUUGUAGGGCUGGGGCCGGUGAAGCAGGAGAAGGUGGAAGGCCCCAGGGCCGGCGGCCUGGAGAAAGGCCCCUCGGAGGAAGAGCCUGUGAAGAAGCGAGGUUGGCCCAAGGGCAAAAAGAGGAAGAAGAUUCUUCCCAACGGGCCUAAGGCGCCUGUCACAGGCUAUGUUCGCUUCCUGAACGAGCGGCGGGAGCAGAUCCGAACCUUGCACCCAGACCUGCCCUUCCCUGAGAUUACUAAGAUGCUGGGGGCCGAGUGGAGCAAGCUACAGCCCACCGACAAGCAGCGCUAUCUUGAUGAGGCAGAGAGGGAGAAACAGCAGUACAUGAAGGAGCUCCGGGAAUACCAGCAGUCGGAGGCCUACAAGAUGUGUGCAGAGAAGCUCCAGGAGAAGAAAGCCAAGAAAGAGGACCCAGGGGCUUCAGCCAUGAACACUCUCCUGAAUGGACACAGGGGCGGGGACUUUGAUGGCUUCUCCACCUUCGAUGUCCCCAUCUUUACUGAGGAAUUCUUGGACCAGAACAAAGCCAGGGAAGCAGAGCUUCGGCGUCUGAGGAAGAUGAACGUGGCCUUUGAGGAGCAGAACGCGGUCCUUCAGCGUCACACUCAAAGCAUGAGCAGUGCCCGGGAGCGGCUGGAGCAGGAAGUUGCCAGGGAGGAGCGCCGGACCCUGGCCUUGCAGCAGCAGCUCCGAGCCGUCCGCCAGGCACUUACGGCCAGCUUUGCUUCCUUGCCUGUGCCUGGCACUGGGGAAACCCCCACGCUUAGUACCCUGGACUUCUAUAUGGCCAAGCUACAUGGGGCCAUCGAGAGGGACCCCCUGCAGCAUGAGAAGCUCAUUGUGCGCAUCAAGGAGAUCCUGUCUCGGAUAGCCAGUGAGCACUUGUGAAUGGUGGCCAGAGGAAGGCCCCUGUGGAUCCAGAGCCAUCCUGGGGAAGAAUCAGUCCCAGCAAUCUAGUCCUUAUCCCCCUUUCUCCCAGAUCACUGGGCAGGGUUCAGCCUUGGGCCUCCCUGGACCUCCUCCAGGGCCUGCCCAGCCUCAGAGCUGAGUCAGAACCCAGGGAAGAGGGAGGAGAGGUGCUUGAUGGGUUUUGGGGAGGCCUGUCGAUGCCUUCUUAGGGCUGGAGAUCCAGCCUCUGGAUCCUCCUGCCUCCUCCUGCCUUCUCCAGGGCUCAUGUCUCACCCCACCACCUCUUUUAAAUUUUUGUGGGGCAGGGUCAAGGGAACAUGUGCCAUGGGUCAACCCCACAGUCCAGUGUAUGGAUGGUUUCCAUGACAGCCUCUGCACAUAGAUAGGUCCCACAGCGUGUGCAGCCAAUUCACACACACAGCCCAGCGCCCCCCAAACCUGACCCCGUGGGAGCCAGCUCCAUCUCUGGAUUCCCUCUGCUGCAUUUUCUGUGUCUCUCACACUGGCUGACUCAGCUUGCCUCCUGAUAGCCCUCUGGCUCCCAGCUUGGGGUGGGGGUGGGGGGGCAGAGCCUCUCUGGGGCCUGGGAUUUCCGGAAGCCUUAGUGGCUCCCUGAGAUCCUCAAAACCAAGUUCUUUCCUUGAAGUUCCCUCUCUGCAGUCUGCCCCUUGCCCACCCUUCUCCCAUGUAUGGGGAGCCAGACAGCUUCCCUCUACCGCCCACUGGCCUUCCUGGAAGCAGCAGCUAUGACUACAGUAAUCAACUUUUAAAAUAAAAAUCAACUCAGCUCCA